AAGCAGCAACACAUCAAAAAAACCUAUCGCACAUGAUACAGCUGACAAGUUUCUGUGCACGAUCCGGGGACUUCAUACAGUACUAAUAGCUCCUUAUUAACGAGAUCUUUCACCAGUGCAACCACUUCCUGUUGCAUCCAGUAAUUCCUACUGAAACCGAAAACAAGAUGCUCCGAUCGACGGCCACCAGAUUAACCCAGAGGGUCAACAAAACGACUUGCCGAAGACUUCUGUCGGACAAGCCAAACAAUCCUUUGGCUGCGGACUCAGGUAAUAUUGGCACCCAUCUCCAUCACAAUCUUAGCAUGGGCUUGGCGGUUCUAACUCCACUAUGGUUUCUAAUGCCGGAUAGUUAUUCGGACGGGUUCAUCGACAAGGGGUUUGGAGUCCUCUUGGCUGGAAGCAUUAGCGGUCAUUCCUGGAUAGGAAUGAACUAUGUCGCUACCGACUAUGUCCCCAAGGUUUCCAAGGCUUUGUUAGGCCCAUCGCGUGUAGCUAUUGCAGGAAUGACAGCCGUUACAUUCUUGGGUCUCAGCCGUUGUUCCAUUCAGUCGGAGGGUGGAAUCAAAGGGUGCCUCAAGGGUCUUUGGAAUCCACCGCCUUCCAAAUAGAAGGCGACGAUCGGCGUGUUCGUGAGGCUAGUAAAUUUCUUUUUCUUCGGUCGCUGCAACACAAAGCACAAUUCAGAUAUCUUUCAACCAUAUGGAUAUAAAGCAACUUUUGUUAAAUCACAAACAUACAAUACAAAAGAAGCUAGUCA
Pseudo-nitzschia multistriata is the source of this 760-nucleotide messenger RNA. The record is from the annotation of a GenBank genome assembly. Lineage: Eukaryota; Bacillariophyta; Bacillariophyceae; Bacillariales; Bacillariaceae.